GCGCGCGACCCUCACCAUUCGAAUUCAAAUUCUGCGCCACCAGUUUGCUUCGCAGACCUUGCAUUCUAGAGUCCUUGCGUGCGCAUUUUCGACGUUGCAUGCGCCAAUACUCUACCGUUGCGGCACCACAAGUGGCUUUGCUUGACUACCGUGUGGCGUGCUAUGGACGGCGGCAAAGGGAUGAGGCGGCGAUGAGAAGACUGUCACCCCGUGAGAAGACAAUGGUCAGCAGUGCCGUCCUCGCAGUCUGUCAGCACAUGGAAACGGAGCUGUCUUCCUCGCCAUUUCAGCCAUGCUCUCCUCAAGCAAAGGACAAGGAACGGAGCAGUCAACUUUCUAUCAGGACAAAGCAUGGAAGGCAGAGGACUGCAAUAUACAAGAUCUCAGGAAAGUACGACAGCAGAGGGGCGGCAGUGCCGAGGGGCGUCGUGUACAAGCUGCGUUCGAAUUCGAACCUAAGACCGCCAACGGCCAUCUCAACCACCUCCACACCGACCUCCGCAAUGGUCGCCUCCAAACGCCAGCCGAAACGGUGAACCGGAGGGACUGCCAGGGCACAGGUGGGGAACCGCACGGCCGUUGGAGGUUGCCGUGGGACUGCUGUCCUGCGGUCUACUUGACAACACCGCCGUUGGACCAGGAAUGCCAAAGACACACCUGACGUUAAAAAAAUAGAAAAUAAAAUUGGUUUUUUUGC
Molecule: messenger RNA, 697 nt
Organism: Chara braunii
Lineage: Eukaryota; Viridiplantae; Streptophyta; Charophyceae; Charales; Characeae
Source: the annotation of a GenBank genome assembly